This is a messenger RNA of Ustilaginoidea virens, 375 nucleotides long. RefSeq lists its product as uncharacterized. The transcript has a single exon. Bases 1 to 375 code for a protein of 124 amino acids. NCBI's taxonomy places the organism in Eukaryota, Fungi, Ascomycota, Sordariomycetes, Hypocreales, Clavicipitaceae. The record is from RefSeq and is a predicted model, not a curated record.
AUGACCGAUAAACGCAGGCGAGGCGGUACGAGGCACAGAGACGGAGAGACUCUAAACGACGGCGGCCCUCCACCAGAGAAGACGCCUGAAGGCAGGCAAAGAACCCCCCAAUUCGAUGCAAAUACGUAUCUCUUGGAUGUACACGAAAUCACUCGAGACACGCACACCACCACCGCCGCCGCCGUCACCACUACCACCACCAUUACCACCUCACGCACGCCACGCGGGCUGGCAAUGCCCUGGCCUGGUUGGCUGCGCUGUCAGGGCUGCGACUCGGCCUACCAGGAACUGGCCAUGAGCAGGUGCUUACGCAGAGCCGCCUGCGGGAAGCUAGAUGCAGCCCCGAGCUUGCCUCGUUUGAAUCCUUUGGCGUGA